Molecule: messenger RNA, 558 nt
Organism: Spodoptera exigua (beet armyworm)
Lineage: Eukaryota; Metazoa; Arthropoda; Insecta; Lepidoptera; Noctuidae
Source: the annotation of a GenBank genome assembly
AUGUCUUCUGUUUUUGCCGUUUGGCUAGGUGUUUUCAUUUUUGGAGGAAACUUUGGAAACCACAAGCUGAGUAGCAUCAUUUGUUCCCGUAGCAGCGUCUACGGAGCCCCUUUCCGAGAGCGCACGUUACCACUCGACUCACUCCAAUCAGCUAACACGCAGACCAUGUCGCACGAAAGAUAUCUGUUUAUCGCAGCGUCUGUAGUUCUGGCGGCCGCCUACGUGCUGGCCAGACCGCAGAAAGAGUUCGUACUGUCGGACGUAGCCAACAAGACGAUGUGCCCCAUCGAGGUGGAGAUCAACUACAACCCGGACCGGAUCCCCAGCCGCAUCAAGUACCUGAAGUGCGCGGCGCGGCCCAACAAACUAUGCAGCGAGCACCACAUCUCGCACGGCUGCUGCCGCCAGCAUCACCACGCCUUCGUCACCGAGUGCGUGGAGAUCUACGACUGGGUGCAGGUCACGUUCAAGGGCCAGGACACGGCGCAGGCCAUCAAGGUGCCGGUGGGCUGCACCUGCCUCAUCGAGGAGACGACGGCGGCCGCGGAGGUGUCGUGA